Molecule: messenger RNA, 11369 nt
Organism: Drosophila montana
Lineage: Eukaryota; Metazoa; Arthropoda; Insecta; Diptera; Drosophilidae
Gene: bchs
Product: WD repeat and FYVE domain containing 3 bchs
Exons: 19
Coding region: 177-10619 (3480 amino acids)
Molecular function (GO): protein binding; metal ion binding
Source: RefSeq, a predicted model, not a curated record
UCUCCUUUAUUGAACUUCAGUUCGUUCGUGUGCAACAAAACGUAUUUUUCAAUGGAAAAACAAACGAAUUAAUUACGAAAACUAAUGAAAAACGCAAAACAAAAACCAUGCUUGAUAUGUGCAUAAAAAUUUGAACACCAGCAGCAGCAGCAGCAGCGAAGUCAACAACAACAGCUAUGAACGUUAUGCGAAAGCUGCGCGGCGCGGCCAGCGCUAGCAGCGGCAGCGCAUCGAGCAGCAGCAGCAGCAGCAAUGCCAGCCCCAGUACCAGCGCUGCGAAUGGACGCACCGGCGAGGAAGCACUGCUAGAUGCACGCAUACAAAUGAGCCUGGCCACACUGAAAAAGCUCUUCAACGAGUACACGCAUCCCAAGGAGCCGCUCAGCGAAAACGAACGGGAUGGCAAACUCUAUGAGAUGCUCCCACUAUUUUGCAAGGUGUUUAGCAGCAGCCCUGCUAACGAUAUGAGCGAAAAAUUCUGGGACGUGGUUGCCUUCUGUCAGCAGGUGUCCCGCCUGAUGGUGAGCGAGAUACGUAAACGUGCAUCGAAUCAAAGCACAGAGGCUGCCUCCAUAGCGAUUGUCAAGUUUCUCGAGGUGGAAACAACGGAGGAUACCAGCAGCGGUUGGCUGCUGUUGGCCACACUGAAUCUCUUGGCCAAUGGCGAUGUCUCGCUCAUACAGGUGAUGACAGCUGCAUCGGUGCCCUCAACGUUAGUCAAGUGUUUGUAUUUGUUCUUUGACCUGCCCCAAGUGGAGGACGAUGAGCCGCCGGCUGAAGGUGCCAGUGCCAGUGAUUUUAAUGCCCAUGAGCGUCGCACAUUAUUGCAAAAGGUUUUUGUGCAGCUGCUCGUGAAACUGUGCUCCUAUCCAUAUCCAGCUGAGGAGCUGGCUCGCAUGGAUGAUCUAACGCUAUUGUUUUCCGCCAUCACCUCACCCUGCCCCAUGCAAAAUAUUGUGUGGCGCAAGAACGCAGCCGAAAUACUGACCACCAUCUCGAGGCACGGUUUAACCGAUGCCGUUGUUACCUAUAUACAUUCCAAGGGCUGCAUGGCGCUGUGCGUGGACAACAUGCAACGUUUGACGUUUGGCAAUCCGCUGGAAAUAGUCGAAAUGUUUGUCACCGUCUUUUGCUUCCUCAAGGAUUCUAGUCAAGUAUCCCAGAUACUAAUGGACGACUUUCGCGCCUCCCAGGGCUACGUGUUUCUCAGUGACUUUUUGCUCAAAUUCGACAAUGCGCGCAGUCAAACAUUGGAAAUCCAGGCAGCUAUACGCAACCUGGUAUUGAUGAUCUCAUCGCUAUGCAUGUGCGGCUUUUACGAGCUCCGUCCGCCGGCAGCGCAAUUCAAUACGGCCUUUAAGCUACAGAAUUUCCAGCUGCCGCAGGCCAGCUCACGGGAGACGUGCGUACGGAAUGUGUAUGCAUUCCAGGUGCUGCAAACGGUAUUUCUGAGAUCGACAACACCUGCACUGUGCUGCACGAUCUUAGACGCCAUUUCGCGUGUUUAUCACUCGGAGAAUGCCAAUUAUUUUAUACUCGAAUCGGAGCACACACUGAGCAGCUUUGCGGAACGCAUACACCAGAAGAGUCCACAAAUACAGGAGAAAUUCUAUGAUCUGCUUGAGUUUAUAGUCUUUCAGUUGAACUUUGUGCCCUGCAAGGAGCUGAUCAGCUUAUCGCUGCUGCUCAAGCACAAUCAAUCGACCUCCUGCAGCAUUCUGUGCCUGAAGACGCUGCUCAACAUUCUGCGCCACAACAGCGUCUUCAAGGAUGUCUAUCGCGAGGUGGGCAUACUGGAGAUCCUUGUCAGCUGCCUAAAUCGAUAUGCAGAUCAUGUGCGACGAAUUACCAACGGUGAUGAUUCGCUUGUCGUGCAGCCAGGCGCUGAGGAGCAGGAGGAUCUGCUGGACACACUAGGCAAACAUGUGCUGGAGGCACUCUCAAUGCUGCUGGGCGGCGGUGCCAGCAACAAUGCGCAACUAUUUCGCGAAUAUGGAGGUGCCAAGUGCGUACACGAGCUGGUCAAGUAUAAGCAUUGCCGUCCUCAGGCGCUAGGCAUCGUUCGGGAGCUGAUACUCUCCGCUGGUGGAGAUGAUGACAUGCUCUAUAUACUUUCAUUAAUGCACAGCAUUAGUCCACAUCAGGUGGAAUUUAAAAUCCAGAUACUAAACAUGCUGUUGGGCUGCCUCAAGGAUUCGCAUCGCACACGCACCGUGUUCCGCAAGGUGGGCGGCUUUGUCUAUCUGACCAGCGUGUUUGUCUCGCUGGAUGGCAGCAUGGCUCAGCCACAGCCGGACAUUGCCCAACAGGAUCUCAUUUUGCUGCUGCAGAUCGUCUGCCAGACGCUGGCCACUGCCAUGCGUUUCGAGCCCGCAAAUGCCAAGUUCUUUCAUCAGGAGAUCUGCAAUAGCUCGCUGUGCGACACGUUGCGUCUGCUUGGCUGCUUUGGCAGCGGCACAAUACUGCAGGACUUCACGGGCAGCUAUGAGCCACAACAAACGCUAUUAAAGUACUACCAUGACGUAUUCAGCGGCGACAUACUGAGCUUCAGCUUCGACGAGCACAUACCCAGCUCCUUGUCCUACAUCUGUGUGGUAUUUCGACUGCUCUACAGCAUCGCCUUGGACAACUUUGAGUCGCCAAAUUUGAGCGGAGUGAUAACGCUCUUCAGCGAGUCGGCGCCACAUACGCGCUCGCCCAGCAAGGAGUUAGCGCCACCAGUGCAUCCCAGUCAGUUAAAUUUAACACAGCCGGCACCCGAACCGCGCAUUGUGCAUCCCGGCGUAGUUAUAUGCAUGCUGAAGCUUUUGCCCGGCGUGCAGCACGAUGCGGCUCCUAUGCAGGCCAUACAGCUGCAAGUGUACCUCAGCGAGAUCAUCAAGUCGCUGGUGCGGAGCGAGCGCAACCAGCAGAUUAUGUGCGAUCAUGGGCUGGCCGAGCAGCUGCUAAGGCUGACACGUUGCGCUCUGGCCGAGGAGCUGCAUCCGUUGCAUGUGCCCAUGCAGUAUAUACUGGAACGUCUGGCGGCGCAGGCGCUGCAACCGACAGAACUGCGUCAAUUUCUGCGCCUCGGCGAGCCGCUGUGCUGCGCCGAUAUCGAUCUACAGCAGCCGUAUCGACAAGGUGGUCCGGUGCCGUUGACGCGCAUCAAGACGCUGGUUUCAAUGACAACGCCACGCGAUUUUCGUGCCCAUGGCUCCAGCACGCUGCCGCCUUUCGUGGAGCUGGACAUGUCCGCCGAGGGCUUUGGUUGCCUCUAUUUGCCAUCGCUGGCACCACAGGCCACAGCCACAGCGGGCGGGACAAUUGAUGCGAAUACGAUUGGCGGCAUCGGUGCCGGUGAUCGCAUAUUUCCACCGCAAACCGGGCUCAGUUAUUCCACAUGGUUUUGUGUGGAAAAGUUCUCCGAUCCGAAGAUAGAUCCGCAUUGUGUGCGUCUCCUAACGCUGGUGCGCACCAUUCACAAUCCACGCGAGGAAAAUUUGGCAUGUUUGUCCAUACUGCUCUCGGCUAAAGACAAGGCUAUUGUCGUUUCCACACAGGAGACGCUCGUAACGCCCAGAAAAAGCAUUGGCGACUGGGAACCGGAGGGUUCGGAUGAUGGCAUUGCUCGUAUCUGGUGUCCAGAUCUGUUGCACGAAGGUCAAUGGCACAAUCUGGUUGUGGUGCUUAAUCGUGCCGUGCUUAAGAAUUCGAGUCUCUCGCUCUACCUGGACGGUGUGCCCAUGCAUACGCAAAAGCUGCACUAUAUAGCCCAGCAUCCAGGCGCGGGCAGCGUCAAUCUGACAUCGGCUACACAAAUCUUUGGCUACAUUGGCACACCGCCCAUUUGGCGUCGUUAUUCGCGCCUGUGCUGGAAACAGGGCGUCUGCCAUCUGCUGGAGGAUGUGCUCACGCAGCAGACGGUGCAGACCAUCUAUCAGCUGGGACCACACUAUAUGGGCUCGCUGCAGGCGCCACAGCUGGGCAAGCAGGCGGAGCCACUGGCUCCGCUGGUGCCGGAAGACCGUGUGCUGCUCGGCCUGAACGCGAAGGCGGUGUCCAAGCUGACGCUCGUCAAGAUACGCAAAGUGUACAGUCGGGCGGAUAACAAGAGCAUUGCCAAGCAGCUAAAUAUGAAUUCCCAUGAGAAUGCCACGCCCAUCAAAAUCCUCCACAAUUCGGCGGGUCAUUUGGCUGGGGCGGGUCGCUCGCUGGGCGGCGUUGUUGUUGGCUAUUUGGGCGUGCGCGUCUUUAGUCCGCAUCCAGUUUCGGCCAUGAUUGACACCGUCGGCGGCUGCAAUGUGCUGCUGGGCAUCAUUGCCAUGGCCCAGGAUGUGGAGUCGCUGUACGCGGGCGUCAAGGCGCUGACCUGUGUGGUGCGCAGCAAUCGUGCUGCACAGGCGGAAAUGGAUCGGAAGCGUUGCUAUCAGACGCUGGGCAUGUUCUUUAAAAAGAAGAAACACUUGUUGAACUCGCACAUUCUGCACCUGACCUUUGGCCUGGUGGGCACUGUGAACAGCGGGCACGACAUGUCGGCCAUACCGAAUGUGACCGCGUUUCAGGAUCUGCUGUGCGAUCUGGAGAUUUGGCAUAAUGCACCAAAUGGACUGUUGCGUUCGCUGCUGGAGCACUUGCUGGAGCUGGUGGUGGAGUCCAAUGAGAAGAAGCAGAAUGUGAAGAUUAUGCGUGACCUGCAGCUGCUGGUCAAAUUGCUGCACAUCAUCACAAGCAUUCAGGACCAUUCGACGCGUGAGAUUCUUUUCAAUCUGCUCGAAACGCUGCUGGGCGGUCAGCCCAGGCACACGGAUCUGCUGCUCUUUGGCCAGUAUGUGGCCGCCAAAUUGCCGCGUCUACAGGACUCGCAUGUAGAGCGUGCUGUGCUGUUUCCCAGCAUGAAGCCGCCUGCUGAGGAUCAGGAUGGUGUCGCUCAGAACAUUUAUUUGCGCAAUCGCUGUCUCUCGCUAUUGCACGGCCUGCUCUUUACGCCGCGCAACACCGUCAACUAUGUCAUCUGCGAUGACAUUUCCAAGACGCUCGGCAUGGACUGGCUGCUGCUCUUCAUGCAGCCACAUGUUCACUUCACCACGGUCAUUAUAACGGUGCGCAUCCUGGUCGUGGUCUGCGCAAAUGAGAGUUUUCUAGUUCGUUUCCGGGAUGCCACACACAAUGGCGGCUAUUUGCGUUUCACCGAAAUGGUUUCACAGCGCAAAAUGCUCGGCCUGGGCGCCCAGCAGCUCAAUCAACGUCCCAGCAAUGGCACCGGCACUGUCAUCGUGGCCACGCCCCAAAAUACUAUACAGCAUUUGCCCACACAGAUUGCGGGCGAGGUGCGCACGGCGGCUUUAAAUAUACCUGGUUUCCAGUUGCUUGAGUGGCUGAUGCAACAUCAUUUGGACGUGCCGGAGCUGUAUUUCCUGGUGACCGCAUUGAUAAUGGGCCAGCCAGUCAAGGUGCUGGCCACCGAGCAUACGAAAUUCGAUUUGGAUCGCGUCUGGUCAUUCCUCUGGGGUGCCCCGGUCUCGGCCAAUACGCAGCUGCCCAAGCUGAACGUCUGCCCCGAGGGCGUCUGUGUGCUGCUGGCCAUGGUGCGUGCCAUUGUGCAUGGCGGCGAGUGCGCCGCCUGGCUGCAUAGUCAUCCGGAGACGAUCAUCCAGCUGCUGUUUAGCCUCUAUCAGAAUCUCAGCGAUUUUACGCCAGUCAUGAUGGCCGGGGAUGUGGUCACCUCGCUGGUUGCGGUGCUCUUUCCGCAGGUUUCACGUUCUGGCGACUCGGAGCCAAAUAGUGGCACCUCCACGCCCACCGACGGCACCGGCAGCAGCAGCUUUGUGCUGCCAGCGCCAGAAACUCUCCACGCGGCUGUGGACAAUCAGCCAAAGCUAACAGCGCAUCCGGUGCGCAAGUGCGUCAUAGACUUUUUACGCGUAAUCGUUGUGGAUUCCUUGGGAUUGAACAUGCAUGGCAAGAGCACACCUGUCAUUGAUCUUGUGCUGGAUGCUGCACCGGAAACAGCGGAACUGCCACUGCAGGUGCAAUACCAGACGCAGAUCAUCAUUGCCCUGAUGGAUCAUCUACUGGCCGCCGAUGUGCUGGUGGGUGAGCAGGCGGCGUUGCCUUUGGUUCCACUGCUCCAGAGCCACACACAGCACAUUGCGCCUAAUGUGUUCUACCUGACGGCGCGCAUAGUGGACAAGUUGUGGCAGGGCUGCCUCACGAGGAAUCCCCACGAUAUAUUUGACUUUAUCAUCAAGCUGAUUGGACAGGCCAAGCGCAGAGCCUCCUCAUUGUCGCUGGAACAACUCCAUCACUCACUAAAUCGAAGCAUUCUAUUUUUGCUCUCACGUCCCACCGACGACUCCAUAGCCGAACAGAUGAGCGUCCUGGAGGCGCUGCACAAAAUCAUUCAGCAUCGUUUGCUCAUCUUUGGCGCCGGCAAUCACGAACUGGAGUUCAUUGGCUGCCUCACCUAUUGCCUGAUGCAGCUGACCGCCGACAUGAAGAUCAUUUUGGAGCCGGCCACAAGCCGCAACACGACCUGGCAUGUGAAUCCACAGACGGAGACAGCAGAGCCCAAAGACGAGGAUCUCAAUCAGUUGCAGGGUCGCAAUCUAAUUGUGGGCGCCGCCUUUCGCGUCUGGGAGGAGCUGUAUGUGUGCAAGAAGCCCGCCAUUGAGGAAGUCUUUAAGAUAUCGCUCACCCCACCACCCGCCAGCUCGAAGGCGCCAGAUCUGCAGACCACGCGCGAACAGGUCAUGGAAUUGGCCUCCAAGCUCUGGUUCAAUUAUGUGGAUGCCGAACGCAAAGCGUCCUAUCGUGUGCCCUGGGAGCUGCACAAUCAAAUCCAAUCCAAGAUACAAAAGGUCACCGGCGGACUGACGCGUCUGGCCAGCCGCAGCAAGGUGAAGAAGGAUGAGCUGGUGCGCACCAAGUCGAAUAUGAGCCGGGAAUCGGCCUACGAGUGCACAGGGAUUCACGUGCAGCUGAUUAAAGAUCUGCUGGAGUUGCGCACCAAGCAAUAUCAGCAAAUGCUGCAGCACACACAGCGCUAUGUCUACCAGGAUUGGGUGCAAUCCGAAACGGAGCUAACGCGCGAACGCGGCCUGUGGGGUCCGGCGGGCUCUUGUUCACUGGACAAGUGGGUAAUGGACACAACGGAGGGACCCCACCGCAUGCGGAAAAAGACAAUGCGCAAUGAGCUAUUCUAUUUGCACUAUCCAUAUCGGCCUGAGCUGGAGCUAGCCGAUAAUCGGCAGCUCAAGUAUAAGGUGGCCUCCAGUUUGGAUAGCAAAAUCUACUUUCUGCAUGGCCAGCAACAGCCGCGCAUCUUGGCCGAAGCCGAGCAGCAUGCCAUGCAGCAGCAAUCCUCACUAGAGGCAGCACAUCCGCAUAGGCUGGAGGCAAGCAGCUCAAUAUCGACGCCACCGCCGCCUAUUUCGCCUAAAUUGCUAGCACAUGGUGCACCAUAUCCGCAGGAAUCGCUGGAUGGCAAUGCCCCGGAGGAUGAUGAAGAGGAAGAGGACACCUCAAUGACCAGCGACAAUGAAACGUUUUUGCGUUUACUCGAAGAACAGGAGAAGAUCAGCUUCAUGUUUCGCUGUGCACGCGUUCAGGGCCUCGACACCUUCGAGGGUCUGCUGCUGUUCGGCAAGGAGCAUUGCUAUAUUGUGGACGGCUUCACGCUGUUGAAGAACAGAGAGAUACGCGACAUUGACACACUACCACCGGGUGCCUAUGAGCCCAUCAUACCCAACUCGGGCGGUCAGACGUCGUCGACAUCGCGCGCCGUCAGCCACAAGCUGAGGCAGUGCUCCAAGUUCGCCUACGAGGAGAUACGCGAGGUGCACAAGCGUCGCUAUCUGCUGCAGCCCAUUGCAUUGGAGGUCUUCUCCGAGGAUGGCCGCAACUAUUUGCUCAGCUUUCCGCGCAAGGUGCGCAACAAGGUGAACCAACGAUUUUUGGCCUUGGCCACCGCUCUCAAUGACAAUGCCCAGCAAUCCGUGGCUGGACAGAAGCGCACGGCCAGCGUGGAGCAAACCUCGGGUCUGUUUAGCGGUUUGAUUGGUGAAACGUCGGUUACCCAGCGCUGGGUACGUGGCGAGAUCUCAAACUUUCAGUAUCUGAUGCAUUUGAAUACGCUCGCCGGACGCAGCUACAACGAUCUCAUGCAGUAUCCAGUAUUUCCCUGGAUACUGGCCGAUUACGAUUCGGAGGAGUUGGACUUUACGAAUCCCAAAACAUUCCGCGACUUCUCGCGUCCCAUGGGCGCACAGUCGGAUGAGCGCUUGGAGCAGUUCCAGAAGCGCUUCAAGGAAUGGGACGAUCCGCAUGGCGAAACCCCGCCCUAUCACUAUGGCACACAUUACAGCUCGGCCAUGAUUGUGUGCUCGUAUCUGGUGCGAUUGGAGCCCUUCGCGCAGCCAUUCCUCAAGCUGCAAGGCGGCCACUUCGAUUUGGCGGAUCGCAUGUUCCACAGCAUCAAGGAGGCCUGGCUAUCGGCCUCCAAGCUGAAUAUGGCUGAUGUUAAGGAGCUAAUACCCGAGUUCUUCUAUUUGCCCGAAUUCCUUAGCAACUUUAACAACUUUGAUCUGGGCACCAAGCAAAAUGGUGAAACCUUGAACCACGUCAUUUUACCACCAUGGGCCAAACAGGAUCCAAGGGAGUUUAUUCGGCUGCAUCGUAGUGCUUUGGAAUGCGAUUAUGUUAGCCAAAAUUUGCAUUUGUGGAUCGAUUUAAUCUUUGGAUGUAAACAGCAAGGACCGACCGCUGUGGAUGCCGUCAAUGUGUUCCAUCAUCUCUUCUAUGAGGGCAAUGUGGAUAUUUACAACAUUGAUGAUCCACUUAAAAAGAAUGCCACUAUUGGCUUUAUCAACAACUUUGGCCAAAUACCAAAACAGCUGUUCAGGAAGGCGCAUCCAGCCAAGAAAAUGGCCAACUCGCGACACUCGGCACUGAUCGAUCCCACGGCACUAAUACAGGGCAACAGCACAGUGCUGCAAACCGAUCGUCUGUUCUUCCACAAUCUGGACAAUCUGAAGCCCAGUCUACAGCCCAUCAAGGAGCUCAAAGGACCGGUGGGCCAAAUACUGCAACCCGACAAAACGGUAUUUGCUGUGGAGCAGAACAAGGUGAUGAUGCCGCCAUCGUAUACCAAAUACAUUGCCUGGGGCUUUGCCGAUCAUUCGCUGCGCGUGGGCCUCUACGAUACGGAUCGUGCUUCCUUUGUGUCCGAGGCGGCGGCCCAGAAUUCGGGCGAGAUACUGACCUGCGCCUGCCCCAAUGCCAAAAUGAUUGUCACAGCCGGCACCAGUUCAGUGGUGACCAUUUGGAAGUUCGAUGCAAAUCGGAAGAGUCUCAGCGUGAAGCAACAAUUGCACGGCCACACGGAUGCGGUGACAUGUCUGGCGGCCAGUGCUGCCUACAAUGUCAUUGUCUCCGGCUCGCGCGAUGGCACCGCAAUCGUCUGGGACAUGUCUCGAUUUAUAUUCGUGCGUCAAUUGCGCGGACACGCGGGCGUUGUGUCCGCUGUGGCCGUUAACGAGCUAACUGGCGAAAUUGCCACCUGCUCGGCCACCUGGCUGCACGUGUGGUCGAUCAAUGGCGAUGCCCUGGCUAUGGUCAACACGUGUGUGGGCAGCGCCGAUCGCAUGCAGCAAAUACUUUGUGUUGCCUUCUCACAAAUUCGCGAAUGGGACCAACAAAAUGUGGUCAUGACGGGCUCCACAGAUGGUGUUGUCCGGAUGUGGUCACUGGAGCACAUUCAAGUGCCCAUUGAUCGCAAGCUCAAGCGCGGCGUGGAAGUUAACUCGCAGGACAAACCCGACGCUGGCUCCGUAGAUGACUCCAACAACAAGUCGACCAAAAUGAACAUUUUCAAGCAGAUGAAGAGCCUCUCUCAGCCGGAACCGGAGAAUGAGAUUGUGAAAUCCGCCUCGGAGAGCAGCAUUUCAGAGGCCUCACAGCACAGCAAUGAGUCCAGCAAAUCUGCGGAAGCAGCAACUAUUAAAGUGGAACCCUCGACUGAGCGUAGAAAGAGCUCCAUAAGUGGGGCGAAAUCGUUGCAUGAAAUGAAAUCGGCCACGGUGGAGGGCCCCAGCAGCAGCUCCGAGCACAAAACGAACGAGGAGGAGCACACCAUUCGUCCUAGCAAAUCCGAUACCAGUUUAACGGACGGCUUCGUUCUGCUGGACAAUGACAGAUAUCGUGGCGAGCAGGCGCUUCGAAAAGGCUUUAAAUGGCAGCGUCAAUUAAUGUUCAGAUCAAAGCUAACCAUGCAUACGGCCUAUGAUCGCAAAGAUAAUGCCGAACCGGCUAGCAUAACAGCCCUGACGGUGUCCAAAGAUCAUAAAAUACUAUAUGUGGGUGAUACACGUGGUCGCAUUUUCUCAUGGAGCGUUACGGAGCAGCCGGGUCGUGGCGUAGCCGAUCAUUGGCUAAAGGAUGAAGUUGCCGAUCAGUGUGUCAAAUGUCAUGUGAAAUUUACACUGUAUGAACGGAAGCAUCAUUGCCGCAACUGUGGCCAGGUCUUUUGCAACAAGUGCAGUCGCUUCGAGUCGGAAAUAUCGCGUUUGCGCAUUCUGAAGCCCGUAAGGGUAUGCCAGGCCUGCUAUAGUCAGCUGCGCACGAAUUCCCUGGACAAUUAAUAACGAAUUGUAAUAACCGGAGUUUACUUUAUACCUUACACAAUACCGUAACUGUUAAAAGACGUUAGGGGCAUUCAUUUAAAUACUACUACUUAUUUAUUUAUAUUGUAUAAUUUUAUAUUAAUUUUUAAUAUCUUUAACCAAAAAAAAAAAAUACUAUGUGUUGCGCUAAAAACAACCAAAGGCUGUUAUUAUAUGAUUUUAAAUAUUUUUUAAUUAUACAAAAAAAAGUGUUGCAAUAUUAUUUGAUACCUAAUUUAUACUAUUUAUUAUACACCGAAUAAAACAAUAUAAAUAUUGCUUAUACGCCACAAUCAUUGACAAUUUGUAGUAAAGUAAUUAAAUUGUGUAAUUAUAUAAAUUAUAAACAUUUGUGUGAGUGUAGUAGCAUCUGAAUUUUUGUGCAUGUAUUAAAGCUGCUUAGCGAUGCGACAAGCGCACAAUAAAUAUUGUUAUUUAAAGAAACAUUAAUUAAAUAAUUGUAUAGGGAAUGUACGUAGUAUCAAAACACACACACACAGAACCCAAAUCAAUAAUUAGCUUACCAAAUAAUGCAAACAAGCACCGCCAGUUAUAUCAAUUACAAAAGUGAACUUUAAACAAUUUUCUAGUGAAUAUAUAACCAACCAAAUUUGGAGACAGCAUUUUACUGGGCAAACAGAACACCUAAUUAGCACACACAACACUCGAACCUCACACUAAAUAUUUGUACACAUAUACAACAAAAUAAAUGAAAUAAAUAAUGAAAAA